AUGCAUGCUCCCUCCACUCUCUCCCAACUCCAAAAGAUUGCCGUUUCUACUUCAGAUAAUAAGAGCCCAAUUUCUGGAAGACGAAGAGCCAUAGCCUUUGGUUCCAGUGUUUUAGUAUUGGCUUCCCUACUCAACUUGCAAAAUCCCAAUUCAAAACCACCUUUGCUUCACUCUGCUGUUGCCCAACAACAAGAUGAACUUCAGCAAGAAGAGGAUCGAGUUACUCACCUCUUUCAGGAAACCUCACCAUCAGUUGUUUUUAUCGAGGACAUUGAGUUAGCUAAAGUCCCCAACAGUCCUGAUGAUCAAGUUAUGCUUGCAGAGGAUGAAAAUGUGAAAGUUGAAGGAACAGGAUCGGGCUUCAUCUGGGAUAAGUUUGGUCACAUUGUAACAAAUUACCAUGUCGUAGCUAAAUUGGCCACAGAUAGAAGUGGAUUACAGCGUUGUAAGGUAUUUCUAGUUGAUGCUGCAGGCAAUAGCUUGUACAGGGAAGGCAAGAUCAUUGGUUUUGAUCCAUCUUACGAUCUGGCUGUCCUUAAGGUCGAUGUUGACAGAUAUGAAUUGAAGCCUGCUCCUCUUGGUACUUCUAGGGAAUUACAUGUGGGUCAAAGCUGCUUUGCAAUUGGGAAUCCUUAUGGAUAUGAAAAUACUCUAACAACAGGGGUGGUCAGCGGCUUGGGUAGAGAAAUACCUUCACCAAAUGGAAGGGCCAUUCGUGGGGCUAUUCAAACAGAUGCAGACAUUAAUGCAGGGAAUUCUGGUGGGCCAUUGAUUGAUUCAUACGGACAUGUCAUUGGAGUCAACACAGCUACCUUCACUCGAAAAGGGACAGGGGCAUCCUCUGGAGUGAAUUUUGCAAUACCAAUCGACACGGUUAUGCAGACUGUACCAAUCCUUAUUGUUUAUGGAACCCCUUAUAAAGAUAGCAAUUUUCUCGCUCGAGAUACAACAUCGGAGGAGGAGCUCGACGACGGCGGCGGAGACGGCGAUGACGAUAUCUCCAUCUGUUGCUCCAUUUAUUUUCUCUAUUUUGUUUUAGAUGGAGGAGUUCAUGGAGUUGGAGACU
Messenger RNA from Dovyalis caffra, 1066 nucleotides. Lineage: Eukaryota; Viridiplantae; Streptophyta; Magnoliopsida; Malpighiales; Salicaceae. The record is from the annotation of a GenBank genome assembly.